Molecule: messenger RNA, 567 nt
Organism: Patella vulgata (common limpet)
Lineage: Eukaryota; Metazoa; Mollusca; Gastropoda; Patellidae
Product: solute carrier family 22 member 4-like
Exons: 7
Coding region: 1-567 (188 amino acids)
Source: RefSeq, a predicted model, not a curated record
AUGUUACCAUGGGAUUUGAUGUGUGAAAGAAAAUGGAUAACUCCUAUUAUAACGUCUAUACAGAUGGCUGGCGUGUUGGUCGGUGCCGUGGUAGCUGGACAAUCAGCUGAUACGUUUGGUCGUAAAAAAACCUUUUACCUUACUCUAUUACUUCAUUCUAUUCUAACUGUUGCUAUAGCAUUUGUUACGUCAUGGAUGUGUGUCUCGGCUUCGUAUUAUGGGUUUUCGUUUGGUGUUGGGAAAUUUUCUGGUAAUUUCUACUUGAACCUAUAUGGUCGACGUUGUGUAGCAACUAUAAUGUUUGCUGGAGGUACACUGUCUUGUGCAGGAGUUGUCAUCGUUCAGAAUACAGUAACCGGAAGUUAUAGAGGAGGAAUUAUAACAGGUCUAUCAUUGGCUGCUAGAAUAUUUACAGGCAAGGCAUGGGGUGGAAUAGACACAAUAACCAACGAAAGUUAUCCUACUGUUGUCAGAAAUCUGGGAUAUGGUGCUUCCAGCAUGGCUGCACGUAUUGGAGGAAUUGUAGCACCUUUUAUUUUUGCUGGGAGUGAUAAUGAUACCAUAUGA